Messenger RNA from Musa acuminata AAA Group (dessert banana), 1321 nucleotides. RefSeq names its product tetraspanin-6. The transcript is spliced from 3 exons. The coding region runs from base 163 to 1014 and encodes 283 amino acids. Gene Ontology annotation, biological process: auxin-activated signaling pathway. The record is from RefSeq and is a predicted model, not a curated record. Lineage: Eukaryota; Viridiplantae; Streptophyta; Magnoliopsida; Zingiberales; Musaceae. Gene Ontology annotation, cellular component: plasma membrane; plasmodesma.
CAGAAGAAAGAAUGAGCCACGCAGAAAGGAGGAAAAAAAAAGGCAAAUCUCCGCAUCCCGGCAUUCGAAGAAAGCAAGAAUUUUUCUGCGAGCAACGUAGGAAGAAGGCCACCGGCCGUCGGAAAGGGUAAAAGAAAGAGAUUUUGAGAUCAAAAAGCCAGGAUGUACCGCUUCAGCAACUCGGUGAUCGGGUGCCUGAACCUGUUGACGCUCCUGGCAUCGGUCCCGAUCAUCGGCGGCGGGCUGUGGAUGUCGAAGAGCUCGGCGACGUGCGAGUCGUCGCUGCAGACGCCGCUCCUGGUGCUGGGCUUCGUGGUGCUCCUCGUCUCCCUGGCCGGCUUCGUAGGCGCGUGCUUCAACGUGGCCUGGGCGCUGUGGCUCUACCUCCUCGUCAUGCUGCUCCUCAUCGGGACCCUCCUCGGCCUCACCGCCUUCGGCUUCGCUGUCACAGCCGGCGGCGGCGGGGUCCAGGUCCCUGGUCGCCCCUACCACGAGUACCGCCUCGACUACUACACCGGAUGGCUCCGCCGAAGGAUCACGGAGCGGCAGUACUGGAAGGCGGCGAUGGCAUGCGUCGUCGGGUCGAAGACCUGCGCCAAGAUCGCUCUCUGGACGCCUCUGGACUAUCUCCAGCGAGACCUCUCCCCGAUACAGUCGGGCUGCUGCAAGCCGCCGACAUCGUGCACCUACGGCGCCGGGGGGGUGGUGAUGGCGCAAGACGAGGACUGCUACCGGUGGAACAACGCAGCCAACGUGCUGUGCUACGCCUGCGACUCGUGCAAGGCUGGCGUGCUGGAGCAGGUGCGGAGGGACUGGCACAAGCUGUCCGUCCUCAACGUCGUCGUCCUCAUCUUCCUCAUCGCCAUCUACACCAUCGGCUGCUGCGCCUUCCGCAACGCCCGCCGCGCUGAAUCCGAGUAUCCCUACGAAGAGAACCGGAUGUCGAAGAUACGCCCCCGCUGGGACUACUUCUGGUGGAGGUGGUUGCGGGACAGAAGAGAACAGCUCUACUAGCGACUUUGUUGUCUUCUCCAUGCAGUCAGCCAGCCAGCCACCCAGCCCAUGGCUGUCAAAUAGUGUGUAAUAGGCGUAGGCUGUAUCGCAAGUUUGCAAGGUUCAGUUGUCUGUGAAGGAACGGAGCUGUCGAUGGUUGCAGCUUCAUGUUGUUGACAUAAAACAUCAGACUUGAUCUGUAACCUGUAUGAAAAUGUUUCACAAGUUGAUGCUGAGGGCCAUAAUAGCUGAUAGAGUGGAUAUGUAAUCUGUAUGAAAAUGUUUCUUCGUUUGUUGUAUGCGUGAAAGAGAUGAAUCGUCUCCAUCA